Molecule: messenger RNA, 2698 nt
Organism: Urocitellus parryii (Arctic ground squirrel)
Lineage: Eukaryota; Metazoa; Chordata; Mammalia; Rodentia; Sciuridae
Gene: Thsd4
Product: thrombospondin type 1 domain containing 4
Biological process (GO): extracellular matrix organization; proteolysis
Cellular component (GO): extracellular matrix
Molecular function (GO): metalloendopeptidase activity
Source: RefSeq, a predicted model, not a curated record
AUUACAUGAAGAGAUCAGCUUACCAGUUUUCUUCAGAGCAGAGGCUGAGCUCGGAGCGCCGGGUAGUACAGUGAGGGAGAGCCGAGGGAACCAGCGCGGUGCCUAGCGGAACUCCAGGGCUGGAAUCCCGAGACACAAGUGCAUCUGCUAGCUGUUAGCACUUGGCAGACGGAGUUCUCCUCUAGGGUAGCUCUAACUUUGGGUAAUAAUGUUUGUCAGCUACCUGAUAUUAACAUUGCUCCACGUUCAAACAGCAAUGUUAGCAAGACCUGGGGGAGAGAGCAUUGGCUGUGACGACUACCUAGGCUCCGAUAAAGUCGUGGACAAAUGCGGGGUAUGCGGAGGCGAUAACACGGGCUGCCAGGUGGUGUCUGGGGUGUUUAAGCAUGCCCUUACCAGCCUGGGAUACCACCGAGUUGUGGAGAUUCCCCAAGGAGCCACAAAAAUCAACAUCACCGAGAUGCACAAAAGCAACAACUACUUGGCCUUGCGAAGUCGUUCUGGCCGCUCCAUCAUCAAUGGGAACUGGGCGAUUGACCGUCCUGGAAAGUAUGAGGGCGGAGGGACCAUGUUCACCUACAAGCGUCCCAAUGAGAUCUCGAGCACUGCUGGCGAGUCCUUUUUGGCCGAAGGUCCCACUAACGAAAUCUUGGAUGUCUAUAUGAUACACCAGCAACCCAACCCAGGAGUUCACUAUGAGUAUGUCAUCAUGGGAACCAACGCCAUCAGCCCACAGGUGCCACCUCACAGGAGACCAGGGGAACCCCUCAAUGGCCAGCUGGAUGAAGAAGGUAGAAGCCAGGAAGAUGGAGAAGAGAAAGAGAAGAACGGGGAGAAGGAAGAMUUGCACGGGGAGGCAUCUGAAAUCUUCACCUCAGAAUCGGUGCAGACCUUCCCGGUCAGGCAUCCAGAUAGAUUUUCUUCCCAUCGACCAGACAACUUGGUACCACCAGUGCCACAGCCCCCACGAAGAAGCCGGGAUCACAACUGGAAGCAGCUGGGGACAACAGAAUGUUCAACAACCUGUGGGAAAGGAUCACAGUACCCUAUUUUCCGCUGUGUGCACAGAAACACUCACGAAGAGGUUCCAGAGAGCUUCUGUGACUCCAGCAUGAAGCCAACCCCAGAGGAGGAGCCCUGCAACCUCUUCCCUUGCCCAGCCUUCUGGGACAUCGGGGAGUGGUCUGAAUGCAGCAAAACUUGUGGCUUGGGCAUGCAGCACCGCCAGGUUCUGUGCCGCCAGGUGUACGCCAACCGCAGCCUGACGGUGCAGCCCUACCGCUGCCAGCACCUGGAGAAGCCUGAGACCACCAGCACCUGCCAACUCAAGAUCUGCAGCGAGUGGCAGAUCCGGACUGACUGGACCUCGUGCUCAGUGCCCUGUGGAGUGGGACAGAGGACCCGAGAUGUGAAGUGUGUGAGCAACAUUGGGGAUGUGGUCGAUGAUGAGGAAUGCAACAUGAAGCUCCGGCCAAAUGACAUCGAGAACUGCGACAUGGGACCCUGUGCAAAGAGCUGGUUCCUCACCGAGUGGAGUGAAAGGUGCUCAGCYGAGUGUGGGGUUGGAGUGAGGACUCGCUCAGUGGUGUGCAUGACCAACCACGUCAGCAGCCUGCCCUUGGAGGGCUGCGGGAACAACCGGCCAGCAGAGGCCACCCCGUGUGACAAUGGACCCUGCACUGGCAAGGUGGAGUGGUUCGCUGGGAGCUGGAGUCAGUGUUCCAUCGGGUGUGGGAGUGGGACACAGCAGAGGGAGGUGAUUUGUGUGAGGAAGAACGCAGACACUUAUGAAGUGCUGGACCCCUACGAAUGCUCCUUCCUGGAGAGACCCCCCAGCCAACAAUCGUGCCACCUCCAGCCUUGUGGAGCUAAAUGGUUUAGCACAGAAUGGAGCAUGUGCUCCAAGAGCUGCCAGGGUGGCUUCCGGGUCCGGGAAGUGAGGUGUCUGUCAGAUGAUAUGACCCUAAGUAAUCUCUGUGACCCUCAGUUGAAACCAGAAGAGAGAGAAUCUUGUAACCCCCAGGACUGUGUCCCUGAAGUUGACGAGAACUGCAAGGACAAGUACUACAACUGCAACGUGGUGGUCCAGGCCCGCCUCUGUGUCUACAACUACUACAAGACCGCCUGCUGUGCCUCUUGCACUCGUGUGGCCAGUAGGCAUGCGGGGUUCCUGGGGAGUAGAUAACACCCCGCAUUCCCGUCAGCAGGGCAUCAUCCCUGCCCUCCCGGGGGCUGUAAGCAAUGUGCCUGGCUGGAUCCCUGGCCCAGGACACUGCCAGUCAACUUCAUCACCACCCUUGCCUUUGGUCAAGUGUACCCAGGAGCUUUGUGCCCCGGAUGUUAGAAAGCCACAGUGGGUCCUUUAAUCAUCAUUAUGUACUGAUGACCCCUCCCUUGAGACCUGGCAUCUGCUAACGGUGCUCUCUGAAAACCAAGCCAUGGGAAACUCCGUAGCUCUCAGCCCAACUCCUGCCCUGGUGCUUUGCACGUAAGCAGACAGGCCACUAACCAAGCACUGCCUCAUCCCUGGUGUGACUGGCCUUCCAAAAUUAGCAUCCUUGGACAGUCAGAGGCAGCGCUCCGUCCCAAAGACCCGCCAAGCCUUGCUGAGACCUGUGCACCCUCUGUCACCUCAGCCUGGCUAUGCCUGUUUUCAUUCUCAAGGACAUUAGACUGUUUUGCUGCCUUAUGACACAGA